Verticillium dahliae VdLs.17 is the source of this 1140-nucleotide messenger RNA. Its product is annotated as SGT1 protein. The transcript has 3 exons. Gene Ontology annotation, molecular function: protein-folding chaperone binding. The record is from RefSeq and is a predicted model, not a curated record. The coding region runs from base 1 to 1140 and encodes 379 amino acids. Gene Ontology annotation, biological process: protein stabilization. NCBI's taxonomy places the organism in Eukaryota, Fungi, Ascomycota, Sordariomycetes, Glomerellales, Plectosphaerellaceae.
AUGUCGACCACCGCCGGCCAAGCAGGCGUCGCCCUCGUCGAGGCGAAAGACUACGCCGCUGCCCUCCCCAAGCUCAACACAGCCCUCGCCGGCUCGUCAUCCCCAGCAUGGCUCCUCGCCCGCUCCAAGUGUCACAUCGCCCAGGCCUCCUACGAGCUGGCCCUCCGCGACGCCGAAGCCGCCUACCUCUCGGCCGCCUCCCGCGGGCUCCCGCCCCCUCAUGAUCGACGCCCAGUACCGCCGUGCCGUCGCCCUCUUCCGGCCUCGGGCCGCCUCGCCGACGCCGACGCCUGCGCCAUCUUGUCGAGGAACCUCGCCGAGGGCAUCUCGCUGCGCGACGCCGCGAAUCUCGUCCCGAGCCCCGGCACCGCCUGGCGGCCCAGCCGCGCAGCCCACCUCGCCGAGAUUAAGCACGUCACGGCGAGGACCGACAAGGCGGCCAUGAUGGAGAAGAAGUUCGGCGCCAUCUGGAACACGGCCGCGGCGCUGCGGGCGCAGGUCCUCGCCGCGCUCGAGAGGGUGCCCGACGGCGACGACAAGGCCCGCCUCACCGUCGCGCUGGUGCCCGUCGAGCGCAAGCAGGACGAGGCCGAGGAGGACCAGCUCGUCAGGGAGGCCGGCGUGCCGAAGGAUGCGUUCCGCGCCGAGUUCACGGAGGACCUGGUACGCCUCAGCCACAUCCCCGGCCACGAGCCCUGGUACGAGAUUCCCCUCUACGGACAGAUCGAUCCCGCCCAGUGCAAGUCUACCGUCACGCCCAACAAGGUCGAGCUCACUCUCAAGAAGCGCGAGCCCGUCAAAUGGGGCACCCUCCGCCGCGCCGCCGAUGCGCCGGCCGCCGCGCCCGCCAAGGUGGCAGCUGCGCCAGCGCCCGCGGCCGCGGCCCCUUCGUCGUCCCGCACGGGCGCCAAAAACUGGGACAAGGUCCUGGCCGAUGAAGACGACACGGAGAAGGAGAGCGUCAACGACUUUUUCAAGACGCUGUACAAGGGGGCGACGGACGAGCAGAAGCGCGCCAUGAUGAAGUCAUUCACAGAGAGCAACGGCACGUCGUUGAGCACCAACUGGGACGAUGUCAAGACGGGCAAGGUCGAGACGGUGCCGCCCGAGGGUGUCAACGUCAAGAAGUGGGAGGCGUAG